Messenger RNA from Austrofundulus limnaeus, 3966 nucleotides. RefSeq names its product sodium-driven chloride bicarbonate exchanger. The transcript is spliced from 26 exons. Gene Ontology annotation, molecular function: solute:inorganic anion antiporter activity; sodium:bicarbonate symporter activity; monoatomic anion transmembrane transporter activity. The record is from RefSeq and is a predicted model, not a curated record. Gene Ontology annotation, biological process: regulation of intracellular pH; transmembrane transport; monoatomic anion transport. Gene Ontology annotation, cellular component: basolateral plasma membrane; plasma membrane. The coding region runs from base 224 to 3601 and encodes 1125 amino acids. NCBI's taxonomy places the organism in Eukaryota, Metazoa, Chordata, Actinopteri, Cyprinodontiformes, Rivulidae.
UUUAACAAACCCACCGGUGACUGAGGGGGUGAGGACAGGAGAGGGAGGGUUAGAGGGAAGGAGGGAAGGGGGGCAUCGCUCCCACAGCAGGUCAGUUCUCGUUUCUUCUUCUUGUUUUUUUUCUUUUCUUCCUCUGAGCCGCGUUUGGACGGAAGGAGCAGCUCAGUUCUGAGAAGAGGAGAGGAGUGAGAGGAGAGGAGAGGAGAGGAGAGGGGGGGCAAACAUGGACAUCAAGGACCAGGGAGCCCAGAUGGAGCCGCUUUUACCCACGGAACAAGCUGCUCAAGGACACAAGGACGUGAGAACCGAUGAGGAGGCAGUGGUGGACCGUGGGGGCACACGCUCCAUGCUCAACACCAACUUUGAGAAGGAAGAACUUGAAGGUCAUCGCACCCUCUACAUUGGAGUCCACGUUCCUUUGGGUCGAAGGUCACACCGGCGCCAUCGCCACCAUGGACAUAGACACAGGAAGAGGUCCAAGGAGAGGGACUCCACAACGGACGAUGGACGGGAAUCACCCUCGCACAACACACCAGCUCAGAGGGUCCAGUUCCUGCUUGGUACAGAAGAUGUCGARGAGGAACACAUCCCUCARGCCCUGUUCACAGAAAUGGACGAGAUCUGUCUCAAGGAAGGGGAGGACGCGGAUUGGAAAGAGACGGCUAGGUGGCUGAAGUUUGAGGAGGACGUUGAAGAUGGUGGUGAGCGGUGGAGUAAACCCUACGUGGCCACUCUGUCUCUACACAGUCUGUUUGAGCUUCGCAGCUGCAUCAUGAACGGCAUCGUGAUGCUGGACAUGAGGGCRAACUCUUUGGAGGAGAUCGCAGACAUGGUUCUGGAUCAGCACGAGGCUUCAGGCACUGUCGACGAGGACGCCAGGAAGAGGAUCCGCGAGGCUUUGUUAAAACAGCACCACCAUCAAAACCAGAAGAAACUGGCCAAUCGUAUCCCCAUCGUACGCUCCUUCGCUGAUAUUGGCAAGAAGCAGUCUGAGCCUCAUUCCAUGGACAAGAAUGGCCAAACAGUCUCACCUCAGACUCAGCCGUCCAACAACGAGGCCAGACAGGAUGUCAGCCGAGAAAACAGCACUGUUGACUUCAGCAAGAUCGACCUCCACUUCAUGAAGAAGAUCCCUCCCGGUGCCGAGGCCUCCAACGUCCUCGUGGGGGAACUGGACUUUCUUGACCGUCCUGUGGUGGCCUUCGUGCGCCUGUCUCCUGCCGUGCUGCUCAACGGUCUGACUGAAGUUCCCAUCACCACCAGGUUUUUGUUCAUCCUCCUCGGGCCUCUGGGGAAAGGGCCACAGUAUCAUGAAAUUGGUCGAUCUAUUGCAACACUGAUGACUGACGAGAUUUUCCAUGAUGUGGCCUACAAGGCCAAGGACAGGAACGACCUGGUGGCGGGCAUAGAUGAGUUUUUGGACCAGGUGACGGUGUUGCCCCCGGGCGAGUGGGACCCUUCCAUCAGAAUAGAACCUCCUAAGAAUGUUCCCUCUCAGGAAAAGCGAAAGGUUCCCCCCGUUCCCAACGGAGUGACAGAUCUCGGUGAAUCUGAGGAGCAUGGAGGUCAUGGUGGCCCUGAGCUGCAGCGCACUGGGAAGUUUUUCGGUGGGUUCUUUUUGGACAUCAAACGAAAGGCUCCGCACUACCUUUCUGACUACACGGAUGCUAUUAGCCUCCAGUGUCUGGCCUCCUUCCUUUUCCUCUACUGCGCCUGCAUGUCACCUGUGAUCACCUUUGGAGGACUACUGGGUGAGGCUACUGAGGGACGUGUGAGUGCCAUUGAGUCCCUGUUUGGGGCAUCAAUGACAGGAAUAGCCUACUCUCUGUUCGCUGGUCAACCACUCACCAUCCUGGGAAGCACUGGGCCUGUCCUCGUCUUUGAAAAGAUCCUUUUUAAGUUUUGCAAGGAAUAUGGUCUCUCCUACCUCUCCCUGAGGACCUGUAUCGGCUUGUGGACAGCCUUCUUCUGUCUGCUGCUGGUGGCCACAGAUGCCAGCUCGCUUGUCUGCUACAUCACACGCUUCACCGAAGAGGCAUUUGCCGCGCUGAUCUGCAUCAUCUUCAUCUACGAGGCCCUGGAGAAGCUGGUUCACCUGGGGGUUCACUAUCCCGUCAACAAAAACAACAACCUGCAGACACUCACGCAAUACUGGUGUACAUGUGUGGAGCCCAAGAACCCGAGCAACGAGACUUUACACUUGUGGGAGGAGAGAAACAUAACAGCCUCACAGGUUAACUGGACCAUGUUGGAGGUCAAGGAGUGCGAGCUGUUGCACGGGGAGUUUGAGGGAAGGGCUUGUGGUCCUCAUGGACCCUUCAUCCCAGACGUCCUCUUCUGGUGRGUGGUGCUCUUCUUCACCACCGUCUUCAUGUCUGCAUUCCUCAAGGAGUUCAAGACCAGCCGCUACUUCCCCACCAAGGUGCGGUCGUCCAUCAGUGACUUUGCCGUCUUUCUGACCAUCAUGAUCAUGGUGCUGCUGGACUAUCUGGUGGGAGUUCCUUCACCGAAGCUCAACGUUCCGGACCGGUUUGAGCCCACAUCCAGCCAUCGGGGGUGGCUGAUCUCUCCGCUGGGACCCAACCCCUGGUGGACGAUGCUGGCUGCCGCCAUCCCAGCUCUGCUAUGCACCAUCCUCAUCUUCAUGGACCAGCAGAUCACCGCCAUCAUCAUCAACAGGAAGGAGAACAAGCUGAAGAAAGGCUGUGGGUACCACCUGGACCUGCUGGUGGUGGCGGUGAUGCUUGGCGUGUGCUCCAUCAUGGGUCUGCCGUGGUUCGUGGCGGCCACGGUUCUGUCCAUCUCUCAUGUCAACAGUCUAAAGGUGGAGUCCGAAUGUGCAGCACCAGGUGAGCAGCCCAAGUUUCUGGGCAUCAGGGAGCAGAGGGUGACGGGCUUCAUGAUCUUCGUCCUGAUGGGCUGCUCCGUCUUCAUGACGUCUGCGCUAAAGUUCAUCCCGAUGCCCGUCCUGUACGGAGUCUUCCUGUACAUGGGAGUGUCCUCGCUCAAAGGGAUCCAGCUCUUUGACCGCAUCAAGCUGUUCGGGAUGCCGGCCAAACACCAGCCUGACCUGAUCUACCUGCGCUACGUCCCCAUCUGGAAGGUCCACGUCUUCACCGUGGUCCAGCUGUCCUGUCUCAUCAUCCUGUGGGUCAUCAAGGUCUCUGCUGCUGCUGUGGUCUUCCCCAUGAUGGUCCUGGCUCUGGUCUUCAUCAGGAAGCUUCUGGAUUUCUGCUUCACCAAGCGAGAGCUGAGCUGGCUGGACGACCUGAUUCCAGAGAGCAAGAAGAAGAGAGACGACGACAAGAAGAAGCUGCAGAAGGAGGACGCUCAGCUGAUGCUGGAGGAGGAAGAGGAGCGAUAUGAGCGGGAAAACUGCCUCAAGUUUCCAAUCAAAAGCCUGAAGGGACGGUCCGACCCGUCAGAGGUGAACAUCUCAGAUGAAAUGGCCAAAAGUGGAAUCUGGAAGUCCGUCUUCAAACCUUCUGAGAGCAGCAAAGCUCUGAAACGCUGCAAAAGUCAGGAGAAGCUGCCCAGCAUCCAGAUCUGCGUGGAGAGCGAAGAGAGCCGGAGGUGUUUCGAUGCAGAGACGGCGUUAUGAUCCUUCAGCUGCUGCAGGAGGGGGCGGGGCCUGACAGAGGAGGACCAAUCAGCUGUCACCUCAGCGUGCCGCACUUCUCGUCCUGCGUUUGUCUCUGACGAGGUGAACGUUUUAUUUUCCCACGGUUUUAUGGUGGAACUGCUGGAAACGGUUUCCUCAGGUGUUUUUGUUUUGCUGCGCUCUGAUUGGACGACUGGGCGGACGGCCCGGUCCUCAUGUUCACCUUUUUAAUACUUCCUGUUUCAUGAAGCAACAGACUCCUCCCCUCAGACAGAACCACACAGGACGGGUUUUAUUUAACCCAAGGUUCUGUUGUGUGUGUGUGUGUGUGUGUGUGUGUGUGUGUGUGUGUGUGUGUGUGUGUG